This is a messenger RNA of Lachancea lanzarotensis, 639 nucleotides long. It is a transcript of the gene RIB3, whose product is annotated as LALA0S08e02542g1_1. Gene Ontology annotation, molecular function: 3,4-dihydroxy-2-butanone-4-phosphate synthase activity. The transcript has a single exon. The coding region runs from base 1 to 639 and encodes 212 amino acids. Gene Ontology annotation, biological process: aerobic respiration; riboflavin biosynthetic process. The record is from RefSeq and is a predicted model, not a curated record. Gene Ontology annotation, cellular component: cytosol; mitochondrial intermembrane space. Lineage: Eukaryota; Fungi; Ascomycota; Saccharomycetes; Saccharomycetales; Saccharomycetaceae.
AUGUCCGGCGAUUCUACCCAUUUCACGCCAAUUGAGCAGGCCUUAGAAGCGUUCAAGAACAACAAGUUUCUGAUGGUUCUGGACAAUGAAGAUCGGGAAAAUGAGGCAGACUUGAUUUGCGCCGCUGAAGGUAUCACACAGGAGCAAAUGGCGUUUUUGGUACGCUACUCUUCCGGAUACGUAUGUGCUCCCAUGAGUAACAGCGUAGCAGAUCGCAUCGAUCUGCCUCUAAUGCGUGAAAUGAACGUUAAGUCGUCCAGAGAUGACCGUCACGGUACAGCAUACACAAUUACGUGCGAUUUUGCGGACGGAACCACAACGGGCAUUUCAGCUCAUGAUCGGGCGCUCACUUGCCGGAAACUCGCAGACAUUUCUACCAAACCAUCAGAUUUCCUAAAACCGGGUCAUAUCGUACCUCUUAGAGCUGUUGACAACGGUGUUUUACAAAGAGACGGCCACACAGAGGCGGCUGUGGAUUUAUGUAAGCUCACGGGCAAAGCUCCCGUUGGCGUUAUCUGCGAGCUGGUAAGGGACGAGGACGGACUAAUGAUGAGACUAGACGACUGCAUCAAGAUGAAGCAAAAAUUCGGUAUCGACAUCAUCACAAUUGAAUCUCUCAAGAGUUAUUUGUCAAAGUGA